UUUCACAAAUGCAUAUUCUGGCAAGUUGAGUGAUUAUUUUGGUGUAUUGGGUAGUUGUAAAAUAAAUUAACGUAAGAUUUGUAAUAAACUGAGUUGGACAAAUGUUAAAUAACAUAAUCUCGUGAACAAGAAGACAACAACGAAACAGAAACAUGUCUGGUAUGCCGAAUGAUUGGCAAUUAGAAUGCGUCGAAGUGAAGCAAAGGGGAGAAUAUCUCCUGAAGUCUGGACAAUGGUCAGAUUGUACAUUUUUGGUGGGAACAGAGCCCGACCAAGUGGUUAUUGCUGGCCAUAAGCUGAUAUUGGCGAUGGCAUCUCCAGUUUUCGAGGCGAUGUUCUAUGGUGGUAUGGCAGAGAGGAAUGAACCCAUACCCAUACUAGAUGUGCAGCCUGAGGCUUUUAGAGCUCUGUUAGAGUACAUCUACACAGAUAACAUCAACAUCAGCUCGUUUGAUAAGGCCUGUGAGUUGUGCUAUGGAGCUAAAAAGUACAUGCUGCCACACUUGGUAAAGGAAUGUACAAGGUAUCUGUGGUCAGACCUGUAUCCCCGGAAUGCUUGUCGUGCCUAUGAGUUUGCGAGGCUCUUUGAAGAAAAUGUGCUUAUGGAUAAGUGCAUACAGAUCAUCAGCACAAACACCAAAGAGGUUUUAAAUGACAUCAGUUUUGAGGAUGUGGAGCUGAACACAGUGAUGACAGUGUUUUCCUUGGACCACUUGAAUGUGGACAGCGAACUGGACUUGUUUAAUGCUGCCAUCAGGUAUGCCAAGGCUCAGGACAAGAGGAACUCGGAAAGGAGCAUAUCUCCACCAUCAGAGAUUGGGCCUCCGAAUGAGAAGAGGCCUAAGAGCCCUGAACCUUCCACUUCUAAAGAUAAACCACAGGUGGUGAAUGUUGAAAGUAGUGCCGAGAACAGUCCAGAAGCAGUAGUGGAGCCUGCAAAGUCCAGCGACAACUCUGACCAGCCCCUGCCCGGACCUUCAGAUGAGAGCAAGAAGAUCAGAUCUGAACCAAUACAGGUCUUUGAAUUGUGUGGGGAGAUCGAAAAUUUACUGUCACAGGGGGAAGAGUCCAUAAACUAUGCAGAAAUCAUAAAUUCCAAAAUUGAAGAUCCUAAAACUGAUAAACCAACGAUUCGGAAAGCCAUUGAGAAGAUUCGUUUCUUGACGCUGACGCCCCAGCAGUUCGCGGAGGGACCAGCUCGUUCCUCACUCCUCACCGAAUCGGAAGCGUUUGCAGUUCUCAUGAAUAUAUUGUCCAGCACUUCGGACGUGGCCAUGCCAAGCGGCUUCUCUACCUGCAGAGUGCCCAGGAAGCAGCUUAUUGGUGAUGGACCAUCUUCUAAUAUGGCAACGUUAACCGUAGACACUCCAAGCCCCGUCAUGAUGGACCAAGUGUUCGGCGCGCCAUCACACGUCGCCUGCCUACCCCCCUACCCCAGGCCCACUCGACACGACGUAGGCACGAGGCACUCCGCGAUAGUCCAGAACAUGAAUCUAGCAGCCGGACUGGGGGUAGGAGUAGGAGCCGGCGUGGGCAUGGGCCUGGCCGUGGCCGACCUGCCGCACCUGGACCGGCACGGCGCCGACUACAACAAGAUCUACUGCCAGCGACCCAUCAUCCAGCACACCGACUGUCUCAAUACAUCCGUACUCGACUGCUCCGUCACUUUUAUGGUGGAUAAGAAUAUCUGUCUUCUUGGGGUGCAGGUGCCAACUCAAGCCCCAAGCGAAGAGAGCGGAGUCUCCAUGGCGGGUGGCGGUGGAGGCUCCUACUGCGAACUACUGUACGCUCAUUUACUGGACGCGGACGGAGCCAGGCUGACCUACACCCACUACACGAGCCGCGUGCCCUACCGACAUCUGCUCGACAUCAUGUUCAACCGACCCGUCUACAUACAAAGGAACAAGGUGUACAAAGUAGGCAUAGUAUUCAACAAAGUGGGCUGGUAUCCCAUGGGCACCUGUGCUCAGCAAGUAGCUGCCGAGUCUGUCUUCUUCAACUUUGGCAUCGGACAGAGCUCUGACUCCGUCCGAGAUGGACUCAUAAGGUCCAUUAUCUUCACUUACUAGCAUAGACUGCCACCCGAUCUUUGCUUCGUUGUCUAAAGACGGACAAAAGGUUGCUGGUGAUUAUAUAUAAAUAGUACUCAUAAAGUAUUACAGGAUGCCGGUCUCUUGACCGAAGCUCACAAUCAAUUUUGUUUCUUACUCAUGUGAAAAUAAAAUAUCUUUUUAUGUGACGACAACAGAACUUCGCAAUAUGUAUAUAGAAUCUGUAUCUGUUUAGAAAAUCUGACAUUUUAAACGCGAAAUUAAGUCAAUAUCAAGGUUUGUGUUUUUUAAAUAUAAGGUUUAUAUGUACGCCAAAGUUUUGAUACAUGUAUACAUGUUAUAAGCGUCAGUGUAUGUGUGUAAUGUUUCUAUAUUCUAUAUUUCGAAUUUUCAGACAUGUAUAGUCAACAGUUAUUACAAUGAUAUUGUCAGGUACUCAUUACAAUUUUCAUAUAAAAAUCUGAUACGUAAAUAAUGGUUUGUAAAUAAAUAGUAAAAUAUAUUCAUACUCAAUUGAUGUCAAUCAAGUUAAAAACUAUAAUUUGAUUAUAAGUCAACUUUACAGUAAAAAAGACAUGAAUAUGUAAAACUUAUUCAUUUGUUUUACAUUAUACAGGUUGGUAAGGUAUGUGAGUAAACAUGUAUAAACAUACUAAGUGUGAAAUGCAGUUAAAAUAAAUCGUUUUUAUCAUGAAAUCAAAUAUUUUGUUCAAAUUUUUCAUACGCAUUUGUCUACCAUUGCCAUCUAGCGGAGUAUUUAUACUUUUUUUUAAAACUACAGAGGGCUAAUGUUUUUUUUAGAUUUGUUUUUAUGAUGUAAUCAAUAGAACUUAAGGAUAAUCAUUGUACUUAGAUUGUAAUUCUUGUUCAAAUUAUUUAUUAAAAAAAUUUUUGAUACUA
Messenger RNA from Spodoptera frugiperda (fall armyworm), 2951 nucleotides. RefSeq lists its product as uncharacterized. The transcript is spliced from 10 exons. Gene Ontology annotation, molecular function: protein binding. Gene Ontology annotation, biological process: neurogenesis. Bases 153 to 2069 code for a protein of 638 amino acids. NCBI's taxonomy places the organism in Eukaryota, Metazoa, Arthropoda, Insecta, Lepidoptera, Noctuidae. The record is from RefSeq and is a predicted model, not a curated record. Gene Ontology annotation, cellular component: cytosol; P-body.